Molecule: messenger RNA, 327 nt
Organism: Tyto alba (common barn owl)
Lineage: Eukaryota; Metazoa; Chordata; Aves; Strigiformes; Tytonidae
Gene: RPRM
Product: reprimo, TP53 dependent G2 arrest mediator homolog
Exons: 1
Coding region: 1-327 (108 amino acids)
Source: RefSeq, a predicted model, not a curated record
AUGAACGGCUCGGCGGCGGCCGGUUUGCUGGCGGGCACCGGGGCGGCGGCCCGGGAGCUGGAGCGGGCGCUGCGCUGCUGCACGGCCGCCCCCGCGGCGACCGACGGCGGCGGGGGAGCGGCGGCGGGGCCGGCGGGGGAGCGGGGCUCCUACACCCUGCGGGUCGUGCAGAUCGCCGUCAUGUGCGUCCUGGCCCUCACCGUCGUCUUCGGCGUCUUCUUCCUCGGCUGCAACCUCCUCAUCAAGUCCGAGGGGAUGGUCAACUUUCUGGUCAAGGACCGGCGGCCCUCCAAGGAGGCGGAGGCGGUGGUGGUGGGGCCGUACUGA